Toxoplasma gondii ME49 is the source of this 2972-nucleotide messenger RNA. Its product is annotated as 1-deoxy-D-xylulose 5-phosphate reductoisomerase, putative. Gene Ontology annotation, biological process: isoprenoid biosynthetic process. Bases 1063 to 2961 code for a protein of 632 amino acids. The record is from RefSeq and is a predicted model, not a curated record. Gene Ontology annotation, molecular function: 1-deoxy-D-xylulose-5-phosphate reductoisomerase activity; manganese ion binding; protein binding. The transcript is spliced from 9 exons. NCBI's taxonomy places the organism in Eukaryota, Apicomplexa, Conoidasida, Eucoccidiorida, Sarcocystidae.
AAAGAUUCUCUUUAUAAUGACAGCUGGAUUCCUCGAACUCCACCCGUGUCUCCGGAAAUGGCCAUUUGUGUCUCCGUCUCCCUGUCUCCUUCCUUCUGUCUCUUUCGCUUCGUCGGAUUUUCCACUCUUGUCUCUGCUUUGUCUUGCUUUCUUGCCCUUCACUCUCGACACAGCGGCUUUCGUCCACGCGUCCCAACUGCAAAAGUCUCGCCCGCGCUUUCGUUUUUCUUCUUGACGGCGUAGCGCCUUUCCAUCUUUUCGUCGUCUUGCGCUUGCGCCAACUUUCCAGCAAUCCACCAAACGUUUUUACCGGCGACUUUUGCGUUGUGGAUGCUGCGGUCAAAGACUUGCCGUUGAGGAAAGAGUCCAUCUUUAUUGCUCUCUGAUAGCCCUGUUGCCGAGACAUUGCAUUGAAAAAUCCUUUCCAGCUGCCUCCUCUCCUUUCUGAACUGCUCCUGCAGACUGUCAGCUUCUCCAUUUUGUGCUGUCCGGUGUCGCCGCAUCCUGGAUCUGACCGUUCUCUUUUUUCUUGGCCGUCUUCUUCGGGUUCUCAGCUGUACUCUGCCUCUCGUUCCUCCUCUUCUCCACCGCGCGAGACUGAAGGCUUGUCUCGACGGUUUUGCUGACAAAGUGCACAGAGGCCAGAAGGUCGAACAUGAAAAAAGGCACUCGAGAAAGUACAUCCAAAAGAACAGGGAAGAGGGGAUGCACACCGAAGGGGGGCGCUGCAGCUGGAACAAAGUCCUGAAAAAGAAUUGAAACGUUCCUCACCACGUUCUGCUUGUCCCCCUUCUGCAGUCGAGUUGUGCAAUGCACUGCGGGGUCUGUAGGCCGGGCUUCCCCUCUCAGGAGGAGCGGAACGGCACUGCUCUCCAAACCUGUCUCUUCCUCUCCCCCGCUUCCCCUUGUUGUCUCUUGAUAGCCACUGCUCAGAAACGCGAGACGGCGCUUUCUGUCCGUCGCUUCCUUUAGUCAGCGAGGAGACGUUCGUUCUCCGAAUCGCUGCUUCCCAGUCUGUCCCCUUCUUUUGCCGCAGCUCUUCUCUCCUCCAUCCCAGCCACGAUGCCUCUUCUUCUCUUCUUCUUCUUUUUGUUGUUGUCACUGUGGCUGCCCGCCAGCUGCGCUUCUCUGAGGGGUUCGAACCUUGUCGCGCGUCUCUCCUUUCUCCUACAGAGAAAAGAUCCUUCUUCCUCCCGAUCGUCGCUUGCCUUCGUCUCCCUGCCACCGCGAAGAGCUGCUCUUGAUCUGUAUUUCUCGCGUCCGGCGUCGUAUUUGUUCCCUCGCUCUCGCGUUGCCAGCAGUCGCGAGUGGAGAGCUCGAAGUCUCCAGUUUCUCUCGGGAGCACUGACAGCUCCCGGUGUGCCGCCAGCGGGCAGGCCUGAUCCCCUCACGCCGGCGCUCUUCUUCGCCAAGCGAAAUGCCGAAGAAAGCAGCUUUCCUGGUCCGAGAGGAGUUUUUCAUCAAGAGACACAACACUCGCUGCAGCCAUGCGGAGUUCCAGUGGGGAGCGUCAACGCUUUGAAAGAACUCUUGCGACGUACCGAAGAAGACCCUGUCUCCUCGCUUGUCUCCUCGCCUGCGUCUCUCGCGCCUCCGGCUUCGCCUCCCUCCACGCGUGUGAAGAGACUUGUGGUUUUGGGAAGCACUGGCAGCAUCGGGAAGAGCACAUUGGAGAUCGCCAGAGAGUUUCCUGAUAUAUUUCAAAUUGUUGGCCUCGCAGCCGGGGGCUCCAAUCUCGCUCUUCUCGCCGAGCAAGUGGCUGCUUUCAGGCCACAGUACGUGUAUCUCGGAGACUCUUCCAAGGUGGCAGAGCUCCAAGAGAGGCUGAACGAUCAUGAGAGAAGCGCUGCUUUUCCUCGGCCCCGUCUUCUCUUGGGCGACGAGGGCCUUGCAGAGCUUGCAUGCGUCCCCAACUACGAUAUUCUUGUCUCCGCUAUUGUCGGCUUCAAAGGAGUUCUCCCCACACUGAAGGCCCUCGAGGCAGGCAAGGACGUGGCACUAGCGAAUAAAGAGGCCCUGGUCGCGGCAGGCCCCGUUUUCCGCUGUCUCCUCUCCACGCGCGGUCUGCUCUACGGGGAUCAAGAGAGGCAAGACAGGCACGAGAGAUCGCACAGAAGCGGAGACCAAGAAGGAGACAGAGAAGAAGACACAGACGGAGACAGAAGGGAGGAAUGCGACAAGAGGCGCGCGAAGGCAGGGCAGAAAUGCGGCCUCCUUCUUCCUGUCGACUCCGAACACUCGGCAAUCUUUCAGGCGCUUCAAGGUGUGCCGGCCUCUUGCUACCCCCCUCGGAAGCUGCUUCUGACUGCUAGUGGGGGACCCUUCCGAGGCCGGACGCGAGACGAACUGGAGCAAGUAACUCUUGAAAGUGCUCUCAAACAUCCCAAGUGGAGCAUGGGCGCGAAAAUCACAAUCGACAGCGCGACGUUGAUGAACAAGGGCCUGGAAGUCAUUGAAGCUCACUUCGCCUUCGGGUGUCCAUACUCCUCCAUCGAGGUCCUUGUUCACCCCCAAGCUGUCAUCCACUCUGCAGUUGAACUACGAGAUGGCGCCACGCUCGCCCAGCUUGGCCUCCCUGACAUGAAGCUGCCCAUCGCCUACGCCCUCACUUGGCCUCAUCGGCUUGCCGCACCGUGGUCGGCAGGCGUCGACCUGACCCGGGAAGGCAAUCUGACGUUCGAGAAGCCCGACUUAAACACAUUUGGGUGUCUAGGCCUCGCCUACGAGGCAGGCGAACGAGGAGGCGUGGCGCCGGCUUGCUUGAAUGCGGCAAACGAAGUAGCUGUUGAGAGAUUCCGCAACAAAGAAAUCGGGUUCGUGGACAUCGAGGACACCGUUCGCCACGUCAUGGCUUUGCAGGAGAGAGAACGGGACAACUUCUCAGACGUCUCUCUACAGGAUGUCUUCGACGCUGAUCACUGGGCUCGCACAGCAGCGAGGGCCUUUAAGCCGAGGAAGUGAACACGCAAAAU